AUGCCCAACAUUCCCAAAGCUGUCCAUCCUUUCUAUGACCCGGAGCCUGGUGCUCCACCACCCUUCCCUCCCAUGCUCACGGACCAACUUGAGCUUUUUGGAAAAGAUCAUUGUCGCCCAAUGACACUGGUCGCCGAUGAAAUCCUAGUUCCUAAAGUGAACAUUGUUGCCCCAACUACAAGGGCAUCGUCCACACCCACCCCCGAGUUCAGACUUGCAAAGCAGUCACUCAAACAUUCUGAUCAUGCUUCCUCUCUAUACCUGAGGAAGGUUGCUUUGACAUGUUCCCAUUCUCGAACACCUAUGCCCUCAGAUUCAGAGGGCUCUUUGAAUUCCUUGUUGGACAGUGGCUCCUCGGUUUCAAGCAUAAAUUUAUUGGAAGACUCAAAAAUUCCUAAACCUGUCGUUGAACCUGGACGUCCAGGGUGUGGAGGGUAUACACUUUAUGAGGCUUUAGAUUGGAAUCCAAAGGCAUAUGCAAAGUUCAAGAAAUAUAUGCAUCACCUUAUUGAUGACCACCUUGACAUGACAAAAUGUGCUUCUGCUCAAAGUCCAACACUCUUGCAAGCUGUGUGCAACAAGGCUCUCGACAAAUUCCCAGACCUCGAGAACUACAGCAACUUAUGGCCAGUCAACGAUGUGAUUAUGACAUGCCUGAAAUACACGUCCUGUCGCGCUUAA
This is a messenger RNA of Suillus bovinus, 681 nucleotides long. RefSeq lists its product as uncharacterized. NCBI's taxonomy places the organism in Eukaryota, Fungi, Basidiomycota, Agaricomycetes, Boletales, Suillaceae. The coding region runs from base 1 to 681 and encodes 226 amino acids. The transcript is spliced from 3 exons. The record is from RefSeq and is a predicted model, not a curated record.